UUGUCUCCAGUGUCUCGUUUGCAGUCGACUACGUUGGAGGAGGUGACUUGGUCCUUAAGCGUGAGGCAGGAACAGGAUCUAUUGUCUGUGUUUGACUCCGUAGUUUGGUUUGAGGCCUUCCGGAGCAUUCCCGGGGAAGUCGGCAGAAACUGUCGCGACCGUCCCCGCCCCUCCCUUCUGACCCCGGGACCGGGAGGGACCGAGCCCGCGUCACGCCCCUCUGCGCUCGCCGUUCCCUUCUCUGUCGUUGCGUCCGCGUCGCGCCCCGGGAAUCAAACGGUGCCCCAUAGAUGGCCAGCUUUCCCCCGAGGGUCAACGAGAAAGAGAUCGUGAGAUCACGUACUAUAGGUGAACUUUUAGCUCCAGCAUCUCCUUUUGACAAGAAAUGUGGUCAUGAAAAUUGGACUGUCGCUUUUGCUCCAGAUGGUUCAUACUUUGCUUGGUCUCAAGGACAUCGUACAGUAAAGCUUGUUCCGUGGUCCCAGUGCCUAAAGAACUUUCUUCUGCAUGGCACCAAGAAUAUCACCAAUUCAAGCAGUUUGAGAUUGUCAAGACAAAAUAGUGAUGGUGGUCAAAAAAAUAAGCCUCGUGAACAUAUCAUAGACUGUGGUGAUAUAGUCUGGAGUCUUGCUUUUGGAUCUUCAGUUCCAGAAAAACAGAGUCGCUGUGUAAAUAUAGAAUGGCAUCGAUUCAGAUUUGGACAAGAUCAGCUACUCCUUGCCACAGGGUUAAACAAUGGGCGUAUCAAAAUAUGGGAUGUAUAUACAGGAAAACUCCUCCUUAACUUGGUAGAUCAUACUGAAGUGGUUAGAGAUUUAACUUUUGCUCCAGAUGGGAGCUUGAUCCUAGUGUCAGCCUCAAGAGACAAAACUCUGAGAGUGUGGGACCUGAAAGAUGAUGGAAACAUGAUGAAAAUAUUGAGGGGCCACCAGAACUGGGUGUAUAGCUGCGCAUUCUCUCCUGACUCUUCUAUGCUGUGUUCAGUGGGAGCCAGUAAAGCAGUCUUCCUGUGGAAUAUGGAUAAAUACACCAUGAUACGGAAACUUGAAGGACACCACCAUGAUGUGGUAGCUUGUGACUUUUCUCCUGACGGAGCAUUGCUGGCUACUGCAUCUUAUGAUACUCGAGUAUAUAUCUGGGAUCCACACACUGGAGACAUUCUGAUGGAAUUUGGGCACCUGUUUCCUCCACCCACUCCAAUAUUUGCUGGAGGAGCAAAUGACAGAUGGGUGCGAUCUGUAUCUUUUAGUCAUGAUGGACUGCAUAUUGCAAGCCUUGCUGAUGAUAAAAUGGUGAGGUUCUGGAGAAUUGAUGAAGAUUAUCCAGUGCAAGUUGCACCUUUGAGCAGUGGUCUUUGCUGUGCCUUUUCUACUGAUGGCAGUGUUUUAGCUGCAGGGACACAUGAUGGAAGCGUGUAUUUUUGGGCAACUCCAAGGCAAGUCCCCAGCCUUCAACAUUUGUGUCGCAUGUCAAUCCGGAGAGUGAUGUCCACUCAAGAAGUCCAGGGGCUGCCAAUUCCUUCCAAAGUUUUGGAGUUUCUCUCCUAUCAUAUUUAGAAGACUAGUCUUCUUCCCCAGUAGUAGGGACUGACAGGACAUACUUUUCACAAACCUCAAGCUUUACUGACUUCAAAUAACUGUUUUUCAAGGUUUAUAAGAUGUAUUUAAUUGGAUACUUUCUUGUACUGCAUUUUGAUCAGUUCAGCUUUUAAAAUAUUAUUUAUAGACUAUAGGAGAUAUUCCUGAACAUAUCAAUUGUAAAUUUUUUUCUAAAAUUUAACUGUGAAAACAUAUACAUACAUGUAUAUAUUUAGAUAUAAGCUGCUAUGUGUUGAAUGGACCCUUCUUUUGUUUUUCUAACUUUUAGUUCCAACAUGUAUAUUAUUGCUUCAGUAGAGCCACAUAUGUAUCUUUGCUGUAAAAUGCAAGAAAGUAUCCAAAUGGAAGAAAUUUUUUAAUUUCUUGGACACUGAGUUAGAUGGUAAAUACUGACCUAAGAAUGCUGAAUUGCCCCAUAUAAAAUGCGUAUUUGGUUGGAGGGGGUUCAUUAGACAACUGACCUGCAAGAAAACACAGUUUUGGUGUAGGGAAAAGAUUGUUUUCUAUAGGAAUGGUAUCUGAGGGGUAGAGUUUGAGUGUAACAUUAUUAAAUAGAAAAGAGAGCCAGGAUAUACCUAGAAAAGGAGUUUCUCCCCCCACCCCAUAACUACUGCUAUGGACCUUAAUUUUGGAAAGAGCUUGCUACUUUAAUCCCAGUGGUAUAAGGUAUUAUAAAUUUAGUCAAUUGGAAAAAUCCAUCUACUGUAUUAUUACUGAAUAUUUUGUUUGUGCUAAGGGACAGUUAUUUUAAGGCCAUAUUUUUUGCUUGUUACUUUUGUUUUUUUAUACAUAACAGAUGUUUCUGCAGUGGAUAAUAUUGGUGACUUGCCAAAGAGAAGCAAUACAGUAUAUCUGUUUUUGCCUUCUGUUAAUCUUACCUGCAGAUACUAAGAAUGUGCGUUAUGUAAAUUGCUUAAUUAUAUAUUUUUGUUGAGAUUUUUAAUUAAAGAGUUGUAAAAAAACAAACCCACUCUUGCAGAUGUUUCUUAAAUAUGUUGGAAGGUUUAAUGCUUUCUAUAAGAUUGAUGGAGCACUGCAAGCAAAUUAAGUAAGGGUAAUAAAUAGCACAAGUAUAUAUAGCACACUACUUCAGAGUUAAUGCUUUAUGAGUUCAACUUUACAGUGGUUCUGGGAGAAUUGUUAAUGCUUACCUUAAAAGUAUAGAAAAGCUCUAGAAAAAAAGGAAAAUAAUGAGAAGAAAAAGAUUUAGGGGCUCUUACCUGCUUACAAUAAACCUAUCGGAGUACAGUAGCCAAAAGAAAAAUCUAGUGGUGUGGGCCCUUUGGAGAGGCAAAAUAAGCAAAACUUUAUUAGUCGUGUGUGCUCUUGAAGACUUAACUUGUUUCCACUAAGGAGUUAUUUGGCAGUUCUCAUAGUUGACUCUGUUCAAGAGUUUAGGUUAUAAAUUUGAAAGCCAGUGGAAAAUCUGCCUAAGUUGCUUCUAGGGAGUCACUUGUAUUUUACAAAAAGAAGUAUAGAAGCAUCUUAUCUUCAAACCUAAUGUGAUUUUUUUUUUGCAUUUUACUUUAUAAUAUAUCUGCUUUAUAAUUUUUAAAUGAUAAUAAAAUACCAUUACUCUA
This is a messenger RNA of Manis pentadactyla (Chinese pangolin), 3178 nucleotides long. RefSeq names its product WD repeat and SOCS box containing 1 (gene WSB1). Gene Ontology annotation, biological process: intracellular signal transduction. Gene Ontology annotation, molecular function: protein binding. Bases 291 to 1556 code for a protein of 421 amino acids. The transcript is spliced from 9 exons. The record is from RefSeq and is a predicted model, not a curated record. Lineage: Eukaryota; Metazoa; Chordata; Mammalia; Pholidota; Manidae.